GGAAGUAGGUAUUGGAACAUGGCAGACCUCGUGGAGCAGGUGCUACAGAAAGAGAUAGAAAAGCAAGCAAAUUAUAAAACAAUCGAAGUCAUUAAAGAUAUAGAUCUUGAAAUCGACGAAGGAAACCUGCUUGCCGUCGAUACAAAUCCUUUCGACUUAAGAAAAUACAAGUCUAAGAAAGAUGUAUGUUUGAAAGAACUAGCAAGAGAUAAUGCCCAGUUGCUUAUAAAUAGAAUAUUUCAGUUGCCAACAGAGAAAGAAGAUGGAGUGGUGGUAGUUAAGUUACCUGAUACCAAAGUUUUGAUUCCUAGAGGAAAACCAGUUCCCAAGGCCAGAAACUUUACAAAAUGGGAAGAAUAUGCCCAGAUGAAGGGCAUUCAGAACAGGAAGAGGAGCAAGAUGGUGUGGGAUGAGCAGAAAAAUGAAUGGAAGCCAAGAUGGGGCUACAAUCGAGCAGCAGACGACACAAAAGACUGGUGUAUAGAGGUUCCAAGCAAUGCAGAUCCAUAUGAAGAUCAAUUUGAAAAGAGACUUAAAGCUAAAUCAGAAAGGACAGCCAAGAAUGAGCUACACAGGCUGAGGAACAUCGCCCGGUCACAGAAAACUAAAGUACCUGGUGUUGGGUUGACACCCACAGAAGCUCCUUCCAAAGACUAUGUCAGCAAGGCUCUAGCAGUAGCCAAGAGGUCGACAGCUUCAAUUGGAAAAUUCACAGAGUCACUUCCAAAGGAGAAACCCUCAAAAUACACAGGCAAGAAACGCAAGUUUGAGGAAAAUUAUGGGAGUUUGAAAAAUGAGACAAGCAAACAGCUGGACAUUUUACAGAAACUAAAAAACAAAGAACCGGUUAUAGACGUGACAAAAGCUGUCAACACACAGUUGAUUGAAGAAAAUAAUGAAAGUUCUGGUAAGAAACCCUUUAAAGGAAAAUCUAAAGGGUUCGGAGGACGAAAGAAGGGAAAAGGAGGUGCUAAGGGCUCAUUUAAAGGUGGAAAAGGCUCCUUUAAGGGAGGAAAGAGUUCAUUUAAAGGGGGUAAAGGUGGCGGAGGGAAAAGAAAACGAUGAUGUUAUAUAAAUUUUAUGUGUAUUCUGGUAAAUAAAAAUGUUCAAAAAAAAUA
This is a messenger RNA of Pecten maximus, 1118 nucleotides long. RefSeq names its product ribosome biogenesis regulatory protein homolog. The coding region runs from base 19 to 1065 and encodes 348 amino acids. The record is from RefSeq and is a predicted model, not a curated record. Lineage: Eukaryota; Metazoa; Mollusca; Bivalvia; Pectinida; Pectinidae. The transcript has 10 exons. Gene Ontology annotation, biological process: ribosome biogenesis; ribosomal large subunit biogenesis; ribosomal large subunit export from nucleus. Gene Ontology annotation, cellular component: preribosome, large subunit precursor; nucleolus; nucleus. Gene Ontology annotation, molecular function: protein binding.